Molecule: messenger RNA, 1803 nt
Organism: Pyrus x bretschneideri (Chinese white pear)
Lineage: Eukaryota; Viridiplantae; Streptophyta; Magnoliopsida; Rosales; Rosaceae
Product: protein root UVB sensitive 2, chloroplastic
Exons: 9
Coding region: 264-1598 (444 amino acids)
Biological process (GO): auxin polar transport; response to UV-B
Cellular component (GO): chloroplast envelope
Source: RefSeq, a predicted model, not a curated record
AAAACACGUGGUGCCACGCGAUAGACUUAGAGUUGAGUAAUUGAAUGACGUCCUUUUUGCUUGUGGGACUCAAAUUGUCAUUACAUAGCACGAUGUCGUUUCACUUGUUUCUUGGACUCGGAAUCCAAAUACCAAAACCGUUAAGCUAGUGCCGCAUUAUCGUUGAAUUUAUUUCCGGGUGGUUUGGCCCACCCUAUUCCGCCGCGGAAAUUCUUAUCUCCUUUGUAGAGUCACCCAUUUCACUCCACCUCCUUCCCCCUCCCAUGAAAUUGUUGGAGAAGAUAAUGAUGCCGAAGAAGGAGCCAGAUAAAGCUCCAGCCCCUCCUGAGGUGCCGGCUUACUGGAUUGAAACCUCCGAGUCGGUCUCCUACCGCUGCGAGUUUGACCCCAGCGGUCAACUCUCUGUGAAGAUUCUUGAUGACUCGAGGCCAGUGUUCCUUAAGGUCGCUGACUCAUUCGUCAAUAAAUUUUUCCCCUCGGGAUAUCCAUAUAGUGUAAAUGAAGGAUAUCUCAGAUACACACAAUUCCGGGCACUGCAGCACUUAACCAGUGCAGCCCUGUCAGUGCUUUCAACUCAGUCACUCCUAUUUGCUGCAGGCUUGCGACCAACCCCUGCACAAGCAACUGUUGUAAGUUGGGUUCUAAAGGAUGGGAUGCAGCACAUGGGAAAGCUUAUAUGUAGCAAUCUGGGCGCAAGAAUGGAUUCCGAGCCUAAAUGUUGGAGAAUUUUGGCUGAUGUGCUCUAUGACUUUGGCACUGGCUUGGAAGUACUUUCUCCUUUGUGUCCACAGCUUUUUCUUCAAGUUGCAGGUUUAGGCAAUUUCGCAAAGGGGAUGGCAGUUGUUGCUGCGAGAGCAACAAGAUUACCAAUUUAUUCGGCCUUUGCAAAAGAGGGCAAUCUUAGUGAUCUAUUUGCCAAAGGGGAGGCAAUAUCAACUGUGUUCAAUGUCAUUGGAAUGGGAGCAGGGAUCCAAUUAGCAUCUACUGUCUGUUCGUCUAUGCAAGGAAAGAUGGUUGUUGGGCCUCUUCUUUCAAUGGUACAUGUAUACUGUGUCAUUGAAGAAAUGCGGGCAACUCCUAUCAACACAUUGAAUCCACAGAGGACUGCAAUGAUUGUGGCUGAUUUUCUGAAGACAGGAAAAGUAUCAAGCCCGGCUGACCUGAGGUAUCGGGAAGACCUCCUAUUCCCUGGGCGACUCAUAAAGGAUGCCGGAAAUGUAAGAGUGGGGAGGUCAUUCCACAAGGUCAUUAAGCCUUCAAAACUUGGUGAAUUGAAAGAAAUGUUCCCUGAAGAGAAGUUUCUUUUAAAUCGUGGAAACAAAGGGGUUGACAUGAUAUUGGAGCAAAAUGCUACCGGCGAAGACGCAUUGAGAGGGUGGCUUGUUGCUGGAUACACUGCAGAUAUAGAGAAGUCUUUUCAUGUGCCGAGUCCGAGUGCACUGGAAGAGGCUUACGAGAAGAUGAAUGACGUAUUUGGUCCAUUUGUAUUGGAACUGCAGGCCAAGGGGUGGUAUACCGAUCGAUUUCUCGAUGGAACAGGAAGCCGUUUUGCGUGGGGGUCGAAUCUAGGUACAGAUAAUUCUUCUCAAAGAUAUUGAAGUUCUUUGGUACGGGUAGGAUUGGACAAAGCAGGGACUUUGUGAUACAACGUUUAUAGAAGUAGGGAAAUACUGUUACUAGGGAAUUGCACUCGCACACCAUAACUUUCAGUUGUAUUUAGGAUCAUCGUAAUAGUUUUUUGCCUAUUUCCCUCUAUACCUUGCUACUGUCGAUUUCUUCCCUUUAACUUUUUUUCUGGCCUCU